Messenger RNA from Racocetra persica, 459 nucleotides. Lineage: Eukaryota; Fungi; Glomeromycota; Glomeromycetes; Diversisporales; Gigasporaceae. The record is from the annotation of a GenBank genome assembly.
AUGUCCAAUAAUUCUCCCAGUUGUCAAAGCCAAGAAAGUACAAAAAGCAAUUCAAAAAAUUCUAUCGAACAAAAUGUAAAUUUGGAUACUUUACAAAAGUCUGCAUCGAAUGUAUUUCACAUACAUUGUACCUCUAUACAAGAAUUUAGCGAAGGUGGUUUUCAUAAAGUGUACAUCUUAAAGAUGGAAGAUGGUAAAGAAUAUAUUGGAAGAAUUCCAAAAUAUGAAGAAUUAUAUAAAUUAGUUCCUAAAUAUUUUCCAAAUGAAAGCAAAACCACAUUUGUAUUGAUGCAUGGAGACUUUCACUCAUCAAAUAUUUUAGUCAAUGAUGACGAAAUCCUAGAGAAAUUUUUUCGUGAUGAAAUAUCUCGUCGUAAUCCUGAUUUUAUUCGCAUAUUUGACAAUAUAAAUUUAGAUGAGGAAAAAAAAGAAUUUUAUUUCACAGUAUUUAGUCAAGAA